UCCCAUCACCGCCUGGUGAACUGACCGACCAGAGUACCCGCCCAACCGCCUGGCGACACGACGCUGAUAUUGCCCGACAACACCGCUGGAUAUUAUCCGCAGCGUAAUCUCUCCGUAGAUUAAUCCCCUGGUAAUUUUGCACCCCGUCCAUCCGAAUUUCCCAAUUGACCUCCUUAAUCAAAUCCACCGAGAAAGAACGAAUCCUCUCUGUCGCUCGCCCUCUUCUUCUGUUUUGUGGGGCUCUUUGAGGAUUUUUUGAUUUGGGGAGGAAUAUGGGGGACAUGUACACCAACAUCGUGGAUUUCAUGCGGCGGCCGGCGGUGGUGGAGACGCUGAUCGAUAUUUUGCUGUGCGCCGUGCCGAUCUGGGUGGCGGUGAUGAUCGGGCUGGUGAUUGGGUGGUCGUGGCGGCCGCGGUGGACGGGGCUGUUGUUCCUGGGGAUGAGGAGCAAAUUCCGGUUUCUGUGGACGGCUCCGCCGGGCCUCGGGGCCCGCCGGCUCUGGCUGGCGUUCACCGCCCUCUCAGCCUUCUCCGUGUGCCGGAAGCUCUGGUCCAGCUUCAAGGGGAAGGGCGAGGGGUCGCCGGCCCCGGAGGACUCGGCCUCCCGGCCGGCGGUUUCCAUGUCGUCCGCGGACGAGGACGGUGGUGGUAGCUUCAGUGGAGCUUUCAAGGGUGGGCAUGAUGUUGUUAUUGAGAAAGAUUUGGAGCAUCUAUUGCAUCUUUUGGAUGGUAAGGCGGGAGAUGCAGUAUGGCAAAAUCAGAUGGAACGCACCACACCAAACAUGAUAUACCAAGCUUGGCGCCAUGAACCUGAGGUGGGCCCCAUAAUUUAUCGCAGCAGAACUGUAUUUGAGGAUGCAACUCCUGAAUUGGUCAGAGAUUUCUUCUGGGAUGAUGAUUUUCGACUUAAAUGGGAUCCCAUGCUCGUGUACUUUAAAACUUUGGAGGAAUUCCCUGAGAGUGGAACAAUGAUUGUUCACUGGAUAAAAAAGUUCCCAUUCUUCUGCAGUGAUCGAGAAUACAUAAUUGGUCGACGCAUAUGGGAGUCUGAAAAGACUUAUUAUUGUUUGACAAAGAAUGUUCCUUACCCAGCUUUACGCAAGAACGAAAAACCAAGGCGUGUGGAACUGUAUUUCUCAAGUUGGCGCAUCAGAGCAGUGGAGUCGCGAAGACAAGACGCGCAACUUUCUGCAUGUGAAGUAACUCUUAUUCAUUACGAGGACAUGGGCAUUCCGAAGGAUGUAGCUAAGGUUGGUGUUCGUCAUGGAAUGUGGGGAGCUGUUAAGAAACUUCAAUCUGGUAUGAGAGCGUAUCAAGUAAUGAGAAAAACAGAUGUAACCCUGUCCAGGAGUGCACUAAUGGCACGCGUCACCACGAAGAUUCCAGUUGAUGGAAGCAUCGGACUCUUGGACUCAGAACCGUCCCAUGAAUCAGAAACAGGUAACAAUGAUGAUGUUAUUGAGGUACAUCACGGAAUUGACUGGAAAUGGGUUGUUAUUGGUGGAACGGUGGCCGUUGUCUGUGGGCUUCAGACCGGUCUUAUUGGUAAGGCUCUGUUAUUUGGAGCUGCAAGGAGGCUUGCAAGGAAGUGAGAGUGACCUUCCGUCCGGAAUGUGUUUUGAGGGACCAAUCUCUGAUUCCUAUUUAAAUACGGGAAUGUUAUAAAUGACGGUAAAGCUGCUUAAAUAUGAUAUUUUAUAUUCAGGAUUAUAGCUUUGUGUUGCACUGGUUUGUAUGAUAUUCUCAUCUUAAUUUAUGAUAGUAUAUACCUAAUAGUCUGCUAA
This is a messenger RNA of Phoenix dactylifera (date palm), 1784 nucleotides long. RefSeq lists its product as uncharacterized. Gene Ontology annotation, molecular function: lipid binding. The record is from RefSeq and is a predicted model, not a curated record. Lineage: Eukaryota; Viridiplantae; Streptophyta; Magnoliopsida; Arecales; Arecaceae.